GCAGAUCCUCGUUCCUAGCUGCCUGCCAGCGUCCUCGGCCCGGCCCUGAGGAUGGACCCAGGAGACCCCACUGGUGACCCCGCCACUGGUGAGCGCCACUGCACGGGCCAGGACCCCCUCCUGCUCCUGCAGGCCCUGCAGACCCUGUGGUCCACGCGGGAGCGGCAGCAGCUCCAGGAGGAAGCCUGGCGGGGGUUUGCUGCCCUGGACGACCCCCUGGCGGGGCUUCUGGACAUGCUGGAGAGCUGCCGGGGCCGGCGGGGAGAGGGCCCCUCCCUGGAGGCCUGGAUCUCCCGCCAGCUGCAGUGCUGGCUACAGGCACAGCCAUGCCCGAGCCCUGCCCAGCACAGCCUGAGGCUGAAGCAGCUGCAGGCCCGAGCGAUCCGAGUCCUCACUGAGAGCCCCCCCAGCCUUGUGGCACCGCUGACCAGCAUCUUCCAGCUGCAGCAUGCAGACAGGAGCUGCCUGCUGGUGCACGUCCACCGCCUCCACCAGGAGGGCAGGUUCAGAGAAGCAGUCAUGCUGGGCACGACGUUGAAGCUGCAGCCAGAACUUGAUGUUGAAAAGAUGAGCGUCCCACUGCUCCUCCAGGACAAGGUGGCCCUCAUGGAGCGCUACGUGGCUGGCUUCCCGGACCUCCAGAGGAGGCUGCUGGCCCUCAUGGAUUCCUGGUGCCAGCCCGGCUUUGACAUCAAGGACGUUGCCAGCUACCAUGUGACUGCAGCCGGAGCAGCUGCCUCUGGAGAGGAGAGGCUGGGGCUGGCAGCAGCACAGCCCUCUUCUCCCAAGUGCUACCCAGAGGUGCCACGUGGUUUAAAGAGGUGGCGGCCCCUGGGGUGUCCAGUGCACGAGGGUAGCAGAGGCCUCGUUUCCGGGAAGGAGGAAGCGCUGUGUCCCAAUGCGGCCAUGUGGCAGCGCCUGGCGGCCCUGCGGCACCUGUGCCACAAGCGGUUUGUGGAGAAGAGCCUGUCUCAGGAAAACUGGGCUGACCACGUGCAGGGCCUGGUGGGGCAGAACCCGUGGCUUCAGGAGCAGCUGUCUCAGCUGCUGGUCUCCCACGGUGACCCAGUCACGGCCGCCCGGUGUGCCAUGGGCCUCUCACUGCCCGAGGAGCGGCUGCCGGCUGCGGUGGCUGUGGAACUCCGCCAGCUCAGUCUCCAGGGGAGGGCAGCUGAGGCUGACUCGAGGCUGGAGGUGAAGGACGUGAAGGACCGUUACUACCAGCUGCCCAUCCCCAGGGAGAAUAUCCACCUCCUGGCCUCGUGGGAAGACCUGACCAGAUAUGAGGGUGCACUCCUGCAGCCCCACCAAGUAGUUGGUGUAGACCUGGAGUGGACACCUGUGUUCGUUGCUGGGGGCCGGCCUCGGCCGUCACUCCUGCAGGUGGCCGUGGAGGGCCACGUGUUCCUUCUGGACGUCCUGGCACUCUCGCAGCCACCAACAGGGCAGGGAGCCCAGGCCUUCUCCCGGCUGGUGGCCCAGCUCCUCUCGGACCCAUCUAUCACCAAGCUGGGCUACGGGAUGGUGGGGGACCUGCAGAAACUGGGCGCAUCCUGCCCCGCCCUGGCCCAUGUGGAGAAGCAGAUUCUGGGUGGCGUGGACCUGCUGCUGGUGCACAGACAGAUGCGGGUGGCAAACAUGCCAACCUCAGGCACGGACAGGGCCAAGGGGCUGAGGGGCCUGAGCCUCCUGGUGCAGCAGGUGCUGGGCACAGCCCUGGACAAGACGCAGCAGCUGUCCAACUGGGACCGGAGGCCGCUCUGUGAGGAGCAGCUCAUCUAUGCAGCUGCCGAUGCCUGCUGCCUGCUGGACGUGCACCAAGCCCUGUGCAGAGAGCCUGCCCGCUUCCACCUGUCGGAGGACCUGGCCGGGAGCCGGAGGCCCAGGCACACAGAGAGACCAGGGGCUCAGAAGCCACCCGGCUUGCAGAAAGCAUCAGCCUCAGCCGCACCCAGGCAGGUCCCUGUGGCUGCUGUGGCUGAGGGCGCCGCCCCUCAGGUCCCGGCCAGGGCCUUCCGCGUGGUGUGUGACAACAUGCUGCAGGGGCUGGCACGGAGCCUCCGCUGUCUGGGUGUGGACGCACGCAUGCUGGGCAACGGUGACGACCACCGCAGGGCGGCCGAGGUCGCCAGGCAGGAGGGGAGGAUCAUCCUGACAUCGGGGCAGCCAUUCCACAAGCUCCGGGCCCAGGUCGGGGCUGGGCGCUGCCUCUCGGUCGACUGCUCCCUGAAGGCCCAGCAGCAGGCUAAGGCUGUGCUCAAGCAUUUCAAUGUGCGCGUCACCCACGCAGACAUCUUCAGCCGCUGCCAGGCCUGCAACUGUGACCAGUACCUGAAGGUCUCCAGGGACAUGAUGAAGCAGCUCAUGUGGCUCAGCGGCCACCAGGAGGGGCCCAGGAGCUCAGGUGACAAGGCCACCCAGAGCCAGGAGGUGCAGGAGCCAGGCCCAGCCCCAGAGGCAGCCCCUGGGGGCUGCACCUAUGACCGUCCCUGCCGCUGGCUGCAGGCGGCUGACCUGCGGGCGGAGACACCGGACAUGCUGACCAAUGGCACCCGGCUGCAGCUGGCAGGGGUCCCGGUGGGCGUGCUGAGGACACCCGGCCUGCGGCACUUCUACUGCUGCACGCGCUGUGGAAAGGUCUUCUGGGAUGGCUCCCACCUGGAUCGUGUUGCCACCCACUUCCGAGACGUCCUGGAGAGCGCCCCCAGCCCCUGUGAGCCGAGCCCAGCCCCCAGCCCGGCCAGCAGCCCCUUCUGAGGACAACCAGACAAUAAACAUGGAAAGUGCCUGACUGCUGGGGCCACGGCCGUGGA
This is a messenger RNA of Mandrillus leucophaeus (drill), 2813 nucleotides long. RefSeq names its product exonuclease 3'-5' domain containing 3 (gene EXD3). The transcript is spliced from 22 exons. The record is from RefSeq and is a predicted model, not a curated record. NCBI's taxonomy places the organism in Eukaryota, Metazoa, Chordata, Mammalia, Primates, Cercopithecidae. Gene Ontology annotation, biological process: nucleobase-containing compound metabolic process. Gene Ontology annotation, molecular function: 3'-5' exonuclease activity; nucleic acid binding. Bases 52 to 2757 code for a protein of 901 amino acids.